Diaporthe batatas is the source of this 1365-nucleotide messenger RNA. RefSeq lists its product as uncharacterized. Bases 93 to 1199 code for a protein of 368 amino acids. NCBI's taxonomy places the organism in Eukaryota, Fungi, Ascomycota, Sordariomycetes, Diaporthales, Diaporthaceae. The record is from RefSeq and is a predicted model, not a curated record. The transcript has 4 exons.
CAACCUUUGUGCUUCUUCUGUCUUACCCGUGACGCAACACUUGAACACUUCCGCUCCUUCCUCAGUCGUUAUGCUCUCGACGCUCAUCAGUCAUGGCAAAGAUCGAAUUCCCUCCCGGCUGGAGCAGUGAGCGUCUCAACACCAUUUCUGCCGAGGACUUCGCCCAGUUGCCAGAGGAUGAACGAGCGGCCUUGAAGCAGGUAGUGAGGCGACAUGCCUUUUCUCCAGAGUACGCAAAGCUGCAGAAGCUCAACAAAGCCCUGCCAACUAGCCCCGCGAGGCAGCCUACACCGCCCUCGUUUGUGCCCCCUGGGUGGACCAUCGAGCAGACGAGGGGCCUUGACAUGAGGCUUGUUGAGACUUUGUCUCCCGAGAACCAACGGCUUUGGGCAGCGGGUAAGUGCGCCGACACAGCGCGCCAGGCCCUCAAGACCGGCAAGGGCCAGUUGGUCGAGCCACCUUCCUACAUACCUACUGGCUGGUCGGCCGAGCAGGCCACGACGCCCACUUUCGACAUACUGUCGCGGCUCCCGCACGAGGAGCUCACACGGUACAUGCAAUCACGCAACGAGAAGAGCAUAUCGCUGGCCUCCCGCCCAGCCCCAACCUCGGGUUCCGAGCUGCGGCCUUCACCCCUUAUCCAGGCGCUCCAGGAAAAGAACUUCCCCCCGUGGGGCUUCGUGCUGGUGCGCACGUAUUACGCGUCUGAGCAGCGCUGGGAGGCCUUCCAGGCGAGGCUGAAUGCGCUGUGCGACGAACAGCUUGACCAGGAGGUGGGUGAGGGGCUGCAGAAGGUCAGGGAGUCUCUCGAGUUCAAGAUGAUUGAGGAUCCGAGGCUGGCGGGCGUUGGCCACGCCGAGGCAAGGAGGCACUUCCAUAUCGCUCGAGAGAUGGGCGGCGUCGCGGCCGGACUGGACCUGGCCGUGCUGCUGCUUGUUGACGAGGACGUCGUUGACUCGGUGCUCGAUGACAAGACGCGGUCAUCCUCCUCCGAGAGCGAUGUUGCCCUUCCGCCUCAUCUGGUUGCUGUGGAUGUCAGCGCGCCACCCGCAGGCGACGAGCAUCCUGGCUUCUUCCGCGUAUCUGCGGACGCGCUGCUUUCGGAACUCUAUCCUAAGCUCUGCAUGGGUCUUUCCGCUAGGGACCUGUGGGCCAUGCUUGGGGAUGGCCAAACUGUGUGGACUGGGGAUGAUCAAUAACCUAUAAAUCCACCUUUCUUUUUAUUUAUAUUUUUCAAGAAGAAAAAUAAUAACAAUACUAAGAACGAUGUAAGAACAUUGGGCAUGUAGCCUGAGCUUCGUGACGCAUAGAUAAGGCCGGGAAGCAUCGCUCCAGCUGCCGCUGUUGAUUAGAAGAUGGCGAAGC